CAAUUUGCUGCAUGUACCUUUAAUGUGGCUGGAGCUGGAGAGAAGUCGACACACUCAUUUUCCCCUUGGAAUCCACAUUUUCCUCCAGUUAAAUAUCGUAGGUCUAUUUUUCAAUUAUAUGAACAUUACACGUCGAACCCUCAGCUCUGUAUGCCGCUUGAUUAACAUCAACUGUAUCAGAAACAUCUCCUACUCACAGUGUGCUAUGACAUCAUCAAGGCAUACAAACUCCAAAAGGAUUGAGGGACUGGACAAGAAUGUUUGGGUGGCCUUUACCUCGGUGGCUGCAGACCCCACCAUAGUGAACCUGGGCCAGGGCUACCCUGACAUUCCUCCCCCAGCCUACGUCAAGGAGGCCCUGGCUAACGCUGCUGCAGUGGACAAGCUCAACCAGUACACAAGAGGCUUUGGCCACCCGUCUCUGGUGAAGGCUCUUUCUCAGGUGUAUGGGAAAGUGUAUGGACACCAGAUUGAUCCUUUCAAGGAGAUACUGGUCACAGUAGGUGGCUAUGGAUCCUUGUUCAGUACCAUGCAGGCACUGGUGGAAGUGGGAGAUGAGGUUAUAAUCAUCGAACCCUUCUUUGAUUGCUAUGUACCCAUGGUUCGAAUGGCAGGGGCAACACCUGUCUUGAUACCAUUACGACUUAGAUCCAAUAAGGAGACCAGUAGUGUUUCCAGUGCUGACUGGGUCCUGGAUCCAGAGGAACUAGCCAGUAAAUUCACCUCAAAGACCAAGGCCAUCAUUAUUAACACUCCUAACAACCCCAUUGGGAAGAUAUUCACCAAGAGUGAGCUUCAGACUAUCUCCGACCUCUGCAUCAAACACGAUACUCUGUGCAUCAGUGAUGAGGUGUAUGAAUGGCUCAUCUACAAGGGACACCAACACAUCAAAAUAGCCACUCUUCCUGGCAUGUGGGACAGAACGAUCACCAUCAGCAGUGCAGGGAAGACCUUUAGUGUGACGGGCUGGAAGCUUGGCUGGUCUAUAGGGCCAGAACACUUGAUAAAGCACCUUCAGACUGUUAUGCAGAACACCUUGUACACCUGUCCAACGCCGCUGCAGGAGGCUGUGGCCCAGGGCCUGCUGAGGGACUAUGAGCUGAUGGGUCGACCUGAGUGUUACUUCUCCUCUCUGGCCGUGGAGCUGGAGGGGAAGAGGGACCGCAUGGCUGCUAUCCUACAGGACGUUGGCAUGUCUCCUAUCAUACCCGAGGGAGGGUACUUCAUGUGCGUUGACGUCACACCCCUUAGUCAGGACUUGUCUCAUAUGGGAGAUGAUGAGCCUUACGACUACAAGUUUGUCAAGUGGAUGAUUAAGGAGAAGAAACUGGCAGCCAUUCCAGUCACAGCGUUCUGUGGUGAUGCUUCCAAGAAGCAGUUUGAGAAAUACAUCCGUCUAUGCUUCAUCAAGCAAGACAGCACCCUGGAUGCAGCCGAGGCUAUUCUCAAGAACUGGAACAAGUAAAAUAAGUCCUGUUGGAUACAGACAGGCUUCUCUGGAAUGAUCCCAAAUUGACCAGAUCCAGGCCUGCGACCCCAAAUCUGUCAUUUCCCCUGGAGAAAGUUCGGCCUACAUUAACAUGUCCUUCCUGUCGGUCGAUAAGGGACCUGAAGACAAGAACCCACCUAGUCAUCACUUUGGCUAAGGACAUCCUGUUUGGCCUAGUAAUAGAUAAUACUAUAGGUCUACAACUACCACCAAUCUUGUAUUCUGCUCAUAAUGUAGGUAGAUUUACAGUCCAGUGAAAACUAUUUUCAGUUUGGAAGAGAGUUUGGCAAAUCCAAGGUGUUGUUCAUUGUGAAGGACUGAUGUUUUUUUUAAUCAUGCUUAAGACCUUCAGUAGACAACACAUUCCCAUAUAUCACUUAGUAAAAGGGGGCAGGAAAAAGAUGGAGUUUCCUAUCAAACCCAAUGUUGUAAAAUAUUCCUGAAAUGAUACCACUGCUCUACCUCUACUUGUAUGCAUUUGACUAAACAGUAUUGGGAAUAUCACCCUCCUUUAUCAGCAGUAGGUUUAUACAGUGUCAGCAUGGCUGGUUCCUGCUCUGUCAAACUACACACACACCCUGUUUCAGUCACGCAGGCUGGGGCACAGUACAGCCUCUUCCAUGUGCAGCCCUAGACCGUGGGAGAGGGAUCCUGUUUCUCAAGUCAGACUCAUCUGAGUCAGAGUAUACUUGUAGUGUAGCACGCACACACGGUCUGAAAACGUGACUUGAGGCUGGUUUGUCAGGUUUCACUAGAGGUACCAGUUCAUUAUCUACGAGUGUUUCAGUUCAGGUUGAAGUACCAGUCAAAAGUUUGGACACACCUACUCAUUCAAGGUUUUUUCUUCAUAAUUGACCAUUUUUACAUUGCAGAAGAACAGUGAGACAAACUAUGGAAUCAUGUAGUAACCAAAAUGUGUUAAUCUAAAUAUAUUUUAUUUGAGAUUCUUCAAAGGAGCCACCCUUUGCCUUUGACAGCUUUGCGCACUCUUGGCAUUCUCUCAACCAGCUUCAUGAGGUAGUCACCUGGAAUGCAUUUCAAUUAACUGGUGUGCCUUGUUAAAAGUACAUUUGUGGAAUUUCUUUCCUGCCUCAGUGUGUUUGAGCCAAUCAGUUGUGUUAUGACAAGAUAGGGGUGGUAUACAGAAGAUGGUCUUUUACCAAAUAGGGCCAAGUCCAUAUUAUUGCAAGAACAGCUCAAAUAAGCAACGAGAAAUGACAGUCCAUCAUUACUUUAAGACAUGGUCAGUCAAUCUGGAAAAUUUAAAGAAACUACUUUUAAUGUUUCUUCAAGUGCAGUUGCAAAAACCAUCAAGCGCUAUGAUGAAACUGGCUCUCAUGAGGACCAUAUGUGGUCCCACCGUGAAGGAGGUGUGAUGGUGCUUUGCUGGUGACGGUGGUCUGUGAUUUAUUUAGAAUUCAAGGCACAUUUAACCAGCAUGGCUACUACAGCAUUCUGCAGCGAUACGCCAUCCCAUUUGUUUUUCAACAAGACAUGACCCAACACACAUCCAGGCUGUGUAAGGGCUAUUUGACCAAGAAGGAGAGUGAUGGAGUGCUGCAUCAGAUGACCUGGCCUCCACAAUCACCCAACCUCAAUCCAAUUGAGAUGGUUUGGGAUGAGUUGGACCGCAGAGUGAAGGAAAAACAGCCAACAAGUGCUCAGCAAAUGUAGGAACUCCUUCAAGACUGUUGGAAAAGCAUUCCAGGUGAAGCUGGUUGAGAGAAUGCCAAGUGUGCAAAGCUGUCAAGGCAAAGGGUGGCUACUUUGAAGAAUCUAAAAUAUAUGUGGAUUUGUUUAACACUCUUUUGGUUACUACAUGAUUCCAUAUGUGUUAUUUCAUAGUUGAUGUUUUCACUAUUAUUCUACAAUGUAAAAAAAAACAAGACAAACCCUUGAAUGACUAGGUGUGUCCAAACUGUUGACUGGUAGUGUAUAUGUUACCAGACUGUCAACCGUAUUCCCCUUUGGCCCCAUGCCACACCAUUAUUCCCUGUUUGUUAGAAUACACUACAUAAAUACCUCAACAACCUAUAUCUCCUAAUCACUUGAAGAGGAAUAGCCAGAGACUUUGCUUCCAUUAUAUGAAGUAUGUAUUUAAUUACUUGUGAUAUGUUGGUCUAAUGUUUUCUUGACAUGAGCUAGCCACACAGAACCAUAGUUGUAUAAAUGACUGACAAUGCAUGGUCCAAUCAGCAGACAUUCUGAUUCAGCUAACAGACAACAAAAAAAAUAAAAAAAAUAGGCCAUCGAGCCCUAGAACAUUUAAAACAGUCUAAAAUUGAGAUCAAAAUACUGAAGAGGUGGUUGUCACACCAUCAUGAACAGUUCCACACAUGAGCAAACACAACACCAGACUAGGACUGUCUUUUCAAAAUGACUACAAAAAAAAAGUAUUCUUGUUUCGACAUGUCACACGCCAACAACAAUGACACUUUUGUUAUUGUAAAUAUAUAUAUAUUUCUACAUUCCGUUUGAAAAUAGCUCAGUCUCUCACGAGCUGCAUCUAAACAUCCUGUAAAACAUGAUUAUACUGUACAUCAGAGUCAACAUGAUAGUGUUCUUUCUUAUAAAACAGUAUAAAACUAAGUUAGCUUCUUUUGUUCAAUACAUGAUGUAUGUGGAGGAGGACAAACUGAAAACCCAUCAAAGAGUAAAAGUCGAUUGGAGUUAAACUGCUUUACAAGGUUCAAGUGCUCCAAUCAAUGUUUAAUCUUGGCCAAGGUCUCUUCUGUCAGAUGCAGAUAGUUUCAGAAGAGAAGACUGAAUUUUUUUUGGCAGCUGGCUUUGGUAGGUUUUCAGUACCUGAUGAUAGUUACAGAUUGAAAGCCCUUAAAUUGUGUUAACAUUAAACUGUUUAAGGCAACUUUUAAAUAAAUGCAAUAACAUCCUGCUAGAUCAGUCAGAAUGAUACAUGUGGUAACGCCUUUCAUACAUUUCUUGUUAUUGGGCCAUAAUUCAAUUUCUACACGCCACAGUUACGCCUCAUAAGCUAUUAACUUGAUUUUCAGUCUAUCCUUUUUUUUUGUUCAGAGAAAUAUCAACAAAAAAUAAAAUUAAAAAGAGCUGAA
Oncorhynchus kisutch (coho salmon) is the source of this 4560-nucleotide messenger RNA. It is a transcript of the gene kyat3.2, whose product is annotated as kynurenine aminotransferase 3, tandem duplicate 2. Gene Ontology annotation, molecular function: L-kynurenine:2-oxoglutarate transaminase activity; pyridoxal phosphate binding. The record is from RefSeq and is a predicted model, not a curated record. Gene Ontology annotation, cellular component: cytoplasm; mitochondrion. Gene Ontology annotation, biological process: biosynthetic process. The transcript has 15 exons. Bases 23 to 1465 code for a protein of 480 amino acids. Lineage: Eukaryota; Metazoa; Chordata; Actinopteri; Salmoniformes; Salmonidae.